Molecule: messenger RNA, 213 nt
Organism: Sipha flava (yellow sugarcane aphid)
Lineage: Eukaryota; Metazoa; Arthropoda; Insecta; Hemiptera; Aphididae
Exons: 2
Coding region: 1-213 (70 amino acids)
Molecular function (GO): protein binding
Source: RefSeq, a predicted model, not a curated record
AUGGCCGAUGCUGAUAUUGCGGAUAUGUUGAAGGCUUGGGGCCUGGAACAAUAUAUUGAUGUUUUUCAAAAUGAAGGCAUAGACAUUACUUGUUUGAACAUUUUAACUGAAGAUAUGAUGAAAGAACUUGUUCCUAAAAUCGGUCAUAGAGCAAAAAUUAAGGCAAAUGUAGAUGAAUGGAGAAAAUUACUAGAUUUAACCAAUGAUACUUAA